AUGGAGAAGAUAGUAAAAGGUGCCACGAAGAUAAAGCUUGCGGCCCCUAAAUCCAAAUAUGUCGAAGCGAUCCUAUCUGCGACCAACGGAGGCGAAUCUGGAGUUGCGGAGGUCUUUCGGACUCUGCAACUCCGCCUGCGAGAUUCUACGUGGACGAUAGUCUUCAAGAGUUUGAUCAUCGUUCAUCUCAUGAUUCGAGAGGGACAGACCGACAUAACGUUACGAUACAUAUCAGAUUCUCCAAAGAGGUUGGCGAUUAGCAGUUUCACAGAAGUGCAAACUCAAGGUAUCAAUAUUCGAAGAUACUAUGAAUAUCUACUUGAACGCGUUCGCGGCUACCGCGACACUAAGACCGACUUCGUUAGAUCAGGAGUUGGCAGAAUGAAGAAAUUAACGAUCGACAAGGGUUUACUCAGGCAGACCGAAAUUGUGCAAAAUGAGAUUGAAGCAUUGGUUCGAUGUGAUCUCCUGGGAAACCAUGACCCUGAUAAUGAGAUCACGCUUACUGCCUUCCGACUGUUGACUAUGGAUCUCCUCGAGUUGUAUAAAGUCAUGAACGAGGGCACUAUCAAUGUCCUUGAGCAUUAUUUCGAGAUGUCUCGUCCGGACGCUGAAAGAGCACUCAAUAUCUACAAGACCUUCGGUGCGCAAACAGCACAGGUCGUCCAGUACCUAAGUGUUGCUCGGCAGUACGAAUCAUCAACACGCUUGGAAGUGCCAAAGCUGAAGCACGCCCCAACAACUUUGACUUCAUCUCUUGAGGACUACCUCAACGAUCCAGAUUUUGAAAUCAAUCGGAGACAAUACCUUGCCCAGCAAGAGGCGAAGAGGACCGGAAGACCAGCCGCUUCUGUUCCUAAGUCGACCCCCUUUGAUAGACCAGCGGAGUCGAGACAGCCGGCCUCAGCAAUGCCUGCACCCGUAGCUCAAUCAACCCUCUCUCAGCAAAAGGGUCCAGCUCCCGAUCUCAUCGAUUUCUUCGAAUCCAUUGAGCAGAACCAACAGCCAAUGGCUCAAUUCGGCAACAAUACACAACAAGAAUACCAGCAGCAGCAACAACAACAGCAGCAAUUCUUGCUACUUCAACAGCAACAGCAGCAGCAAAUACCACAACAAACUGGGUUCAAUCCAUUCUUGCAACAACCAAACACAUUCUCAGGUGCGGCAUUACCACAGGCUCAACCUCAGCCGGUCCAGACCGAUUUCACAGGUGCAGGGUUCGGCGGUUUCGGUCCUCAACCUCUGCAACAACCACUACCAUUCCAAUUCUCGUCUUCCUUGUCACCAAUUCCGCAGAAUGGAGUUGCAGAUUUCCAUUCGAAUGCACUCUCCCAGGCACAGCCCACCCAGCUCCAACCACAACAUACCUCAACAAAUCCUUUUCGGCAAUCUAUGAUGCCUACGGGAGCUUCGCCUGCAGAUCUCAGCGUCGCAUCACUAAACCGAUCAUCAACCAAUCCGUUUGCAAAACACAAUACUGGUGGAUUGGUGACUAAUGGACAGACCAACAUCUCGGGAUACGACCAGUCGUCAUUCUCACCCAUUUCCCCACUUCCCUCAAACUCGCCAGCGUUUUUGACAUCCCCAGUCGCAGAUCCGACUCAGGCCAAUGCAUUUGCUCAACCGCCAGCCUUGCAACCUCAACGAACCGGAACUAACCCAUUUGCGAAGAAUCGGCCUACGACCGCUGGGGGCCCUGUCAAUACGAAUAUUACAGGGAGUACCAAUCCAUUCCGUCAAAGCGCAUUUGUGAAUCAACAAACAGGUCAGGGUUGGCAACACGGAAACCAGGGCACCUUUUCUGGGUUUGACGUGAAUAGCGUGGGUACUACCCCGGUUUUCCCGCGACCGGGUGCUUAA
This is a messenger RNA of Exophiala bonariae, 1860 nucleotides long. RefSeq lists its product as uncharacterized. The record is from RefSeq and is a predicted model, not a curated record. Gene Ontology annotation, cellular component: clathrin-coated pit; clathrin-coated vesicle. The transcript is spliced from 5 exons. Gene Ontology annotation, biological process: clathrin-dependent endocytosis; clathrin coat assembly; vesicle budding from membrane. Gene Ontology annotation, molecular function: phosphatidylinositol-4,5-bisphosphate binding; 1-phosphatidylinositol binding; clathrin heavy chain binding. The coding region runs from base 1 to 1860 and encodes 619 amino acids. Lineage: Eukaryota; Fungi; Ascomycota; Eurotiomycetes; Chaetothyriales; Herpotrichiellaceae.